CCUUCGAUUUUGCCAGCGGUUUACGGUGGCCGAGGACCCACCCACCGAUGGAGAGAGGCUUCACGGGGAAAAGUUCACUGUAGCCUGAUAACGAGGAGCCAUUAUCGCCGCUGGGAGGACGGAGGGCUCUAACCUGCAGACUGUGAGUCUGAGGCCGCUUUUGGUGCUUCUGAGAGCGCGGCCGGGUGGCCCUCGGAUGCCGUUGGUGUAGCCGCUCUCGGGGGGCGCGACACGCUGCUGCAGCCGCUACAGCUGCAGGAUGAAGGCCUGCCCGGAGAACGCGCUGCUGCUGCAGCAGAGCUUCCCGCACGGCGCGGAGGAGGACGGAGCCUUCGAGGGGCUGAAGCAGGAGGAGGAAGUGGAGGAGCAGGAACAUGGAGCUGCGGAGAGGCCCUUCGUGGUGGUGAAGCUGGAGGAGGAGCAGGCGGCCUGCAGCAGCAGCGCUCGGUGCAGCAGCACCAGCACCCCCAGCAGCACCGGCAGCACCGCUGCCGCCGAGGCCAAGAUGGAGCUGGAGCUCAGCCUGUUCGCUCCGGUCGAGUCUGAAGGAGACGAAGAGGAGGAACAGCAGCUGCAGCGGCUCCGCCAGCGCUCUCUGACCGACGGAGACUCCGACACGGCCGGCGUGCCCGUGUGGAGGAACCGCGGAGCCUGCGAGCGAGGCCAAUCAGAGGGAGACGUUUCACAGAAGCGCACUCGAGGACGUCCCAAAAGGCAAAAGAAACCUGCUGCUAGACGAGGAAGACCAAAGAAAGUCGCAGCUGAAGGAGAAACCAGGAUGGAAGUGAUUGUGGAAGCCGAAGAAGAAGAGGAACCUCGUGAGCACGUACCUCCUCAGAAACGAGCUCGGUCCAUGUUCUGGGACUUCUCUCCACCCAAGAUCCCCCACACUGGAGUCUGGGAACAUUUUGAAUAUUUCAUAAAUCCAGAUGGGGAGGUGGAGGAUGACGGUUUUCCCACAUGUAAGUUGUGCCAGCAGAAGGUGGCAUGCAAAAGAGGAAACACAUCCAACAUGCUGAGACACCUACAGGAUCACCAUGCAGCUGCUUAUUACAAAGCCAAGAAAAUGGACAACAUGUGGCCAGACUGGGAAUCCUCAGAUUCAGAGAAGGAGAUGAAAAUGGAGGAGGAUGUGGACGAUUUGGAGAAGCUGUGGCACAGCGAUGAAGAGAAAUACAAAAUCGAAUCAGAUGAGGACGAUGACAACGAUGAUGAAUCGGAUGCUGAUUACACUGAUAGAAGAUAUCCAAAAUCCCCUCGACAGAAGAGGCAGUUCAGGUCGGCCGUGUGGCAGUACUUCCAGUGUGACGACGACAAUGCUAACAAUAAGGACAAAAACCCGAGCUGUAAGAUCUGUGGCUGGAAACCGUCUCCUGGAUCUUCUUGCAAUACAAGCAACAUGCGAUACCACCUUCAGACGCACCAUCAGAUCGUGUGUCCGGUGUCUAAGCCUGGACUGUCUACCAGUCUUGAAAUAACAUUAUCUGAAGGAGAUGAACAGUUACAACUCCACCCACCAAAAAACCCUCGUAAAUCUGGUGUGUGGAAGCUUUUCGGAUAUGUCAUGAACGCACAGGGAGUCGUCGAGGAGAACGGGUUCCCCAUCUGCAGAUUGUGCCAUCAAGUCGUCGCCUCCAAAGAUGGUAAUACGUCAAACAUGCACAGCCAUUUACAGCGCCAUCAUCAGUCCGUGCACGCAGAACUGAAGCACAUAAUUGGCAAUGCGAGACCCGAGCCAAGAUUACCUCCGGAGCCAGCGGACAUUCACGCACCUGAAAAGCACCACAAUUCACCUGUGUGGAAAUAUUUUGGCUUCCUGAAAAAUUCAGAGGGUGUGGUGAAGGAGGACAGUUUUGCACUCUGCAAGAUGUGCCUUCGUAAAGUUGCAGCAAAGGAUGGAACCACUUCCAACAUGUUGAACCACCUGCGGCGCCAUCACGAAACGGAGUACGAAGAAGUGAAGCUAGCAAAUGAUUCUUUGCCUUCGGGAAGUUCGGAAGAAGGAAACGACUUGCCAGAGCUCUUCCCACCCACUGGACUGCCCCUGUCUCCAGUGUGGGACUACUUUGGUUACCAAAAGAAUGCAGAUGGAGUAAUCGAGGAGAAUGAGCACCCCAGAUGUAAAGCGUGCAGGCGCGCCAUCAUUUCCAGACAAGGAAUUUUAUCCAACAUGCUGAGACACCUGAAAUUCCACCACAAUUCUUUAUUUGCUGAGCUGAAGCUCAAAACUGGCAGUCCCAGACAGUACAAGGAAAGGAUGCGCCCCCCUCCUAUUCAAGCCACGGCCGAAGAACUUCAUCCACCCAAAAUUGCUCUGAGGUCAGCAGUUUGGAAACAUUUCGGAUAUCUCAAAAAUUCAGAGGGCAUUGUUGUGCCCGAUGGUUUCCCAGUCUGCAAACUGUGCCUCCGGAAAGUUAGUACCCAGCGAGGAAGUACAACAAACAUGAUGGUCCAUCUGCAGAACUACCAUCAAGCUGAGUUUGCAGAAAUGAAGCUGACCAAUGAAGAAAAUGAACCCAGUGAUGAUGGUGAAACUCAAGGUCAAGCUGAAGAUCGUUCUAAACUUUUCCCACCAAGAGAUCUUCUGGAGCCUGUGUGGGAACAUUUUGGGUACCCAAAAGAUGCAGAGGAAAAUGUCCAGGUGGACGGACAUCCUAUGUGUAAACUGUGUGGGAGCAAGGUGUCUUGUGAAGGAGAAAACACCCAGUUUUUAUACAGGCAUCUUUGGAAGAAACAUAAGUCUGUCUACUAUGAAGUCAAGGUGGCCACAAAUUCUCUGAGAGAAGAGGAUGGAGUUGCACCUCCAGAUCUUUAUCCACCAACACAGAGGGUGAAGUCUGUGGUCUGGGAAUAUUUUGGUUAUUUGAAAGAUGCCAACGGCAUCGUUGUGAGCGACGGCUUUCCCAUCUGCAAAAUUUGCCAGUUGAAUGUCGCCGCCAAAGGAGGAAAUACAACCAACAUGUUCAAACAUCUCCAGGAUCAUCAUAAAGCUGUCUAUGAGGAAAUCAGGCCCAGUUUUCCAGAUGAAGGGGUGGCAGGAAUGGGCCCAUUUUCAGCAUCGUCAGAAUACUCUGCACCAAACAGUCAAAGCAACUCAAAGAUAUGGCAUUAUUUUGAGUACCCUAAAAAUGCUAAGGGAACCUCAACAGGACAGGGGGCUCCAGUGGGAAGCUCAACAGAACAGGGGGCUCCAGUGGGAACCUCAACAGAACUGGGUGCUUCAGUGGAAACCUCAACAGAACCGGGUGCUUCAGUGGAAACCUCAACAGAACCGGGUGCUUCAGUGGAAACCUCAACAGAACCGGGUGCUUCAGUGGAAACCUCAACAGAACCGGGUGCUUCAGUGGAAACCUCAACAGAACAGGGUGCUCCAGUCUGUAGAAUUUGUAACCAGGAGGUGGAGACCAGUGGAGAGAUCACAGCAAAUAUGCUGAAGCACCUUCAAGAGAAUCAUGAGCUUGCCUAUGCUGACCUGCAGGCAUCAGUUGUUCCUUCAAGCACAGAAAGUGGAAUUGGGGCUUCAGACCUUCACCCACCCUCACAAAACCUCUUAUCUCGAGUUUGGGAACAUUUUGGAUUCCUGAAGGACACAGCAGGAUCUGUAGUUUACGAUGGCUAUCCUAUCUGCAGAAUGUGCCAACAACGAGUGGAGGCCAAAGGAGGAGACACAACAAAUAUGUUUUUACACUUGAAAGCUCACCAUUCGCAUAUUUACAAAGAGAUUAAGCCAGCAGGUGAGAGAAGGGUCUACAGGGCCUCAGAACUUGCUCCUCCAAGUGGAGAAAUCGACUCAAGAUUAUGGGAUCAUUUUGGCUAUCCCAAAAAUACUGAUGGGGUUGUUGAAGACGAUGGAGCGCCUGUCUGUAAACUCUGCCUGCAGAAGCUCAUUUCUGUCUCCAAGAGUGGAAGCGUCUCGUCCAAUAUGAUGAGACACCUUCGGAAAAAACACGAGGCGGUCUACAAUGAAGUCCAGGAAGCAAUUACUGUACUGAGAGCUGAGGGGGGCAACGACCUGUCGGAGCUCCAUCCUCCAACACAGAACGUUACAUCUCCAGUCUGGGAAUAUUUCGGAUACCUGAAAGAUACGGAGGGAUUGGUCGUGAGUGAUGGUUUCCCCAUCUGCAAAAUGUGCCAAAAAAAAGUGGCGUCCAAAGGAGGCAAUACGACCAACAUGUUCAAGCAUCUGAAGGAUUAUCACCGGAGCGUCUACGACGAGAUUCGCUCUGCAGUUACAAACGAGACACUUGAGGAAACCUACACGCCUGCCGACCUUCAUCCGCCAAGCGGCCAGUAUGACUCGACACUGUGGGAGCAUUUCGGAUACCGCAAAGACUCAGAGGGAGCCCUCCAAGAGGACGGAGCGCCGUUUUGUAAACACUGCACUCGAAAACUGGUUUCGAAGGGCGAGACGACAAGAAAUAUGAGACAGCAUCUGAAGGAGAACCACAGUGAUAUCUACUCUGAACCAGAGGAGGUGGUGAGCUCCUUCACCUGGGAGGCAGACAUGGACUCGUCUAGCCUUUGUCCUCCAACACACAAGGUGAAAUCGGCCGUGUGGAAGUUCUUCGGCUACCCGAGAGAUUCAGAAGGGUCCGUGGUGUGUAACGGCUUCCCCAUCUGCAAACUUUGCCAGAAGAAAGUGUCCGCCAAGGGAGGAAAUACAACCAACAUGUUCUCACAUCUCAGAGAUUACCAUCGGCCCACGUAUGAUGAAAUCAAGGCUGUGGUCACUCCUGCCAGGCCUGAAAACGAGGUUGAACCGCUGGAGCUUCACCUCCCCACAGCAGAGGCCAUGUCUCCAGUCUGGAAGUACUUUGGAUACCCGAAAAACGCAGACGGGUCUAUUGUGUGCGACGGCUUCCCUGUCUGCAGAAUCUGUCAGAAGAAAGUGUUGGCCAAAGGAGACAACACCACAAACAUGCUUAUACAUCUAAGAGCGUACCAUUUGGAUAUUUACAAAGACGUCAAGUGCGCAGUAGCAAAAAAAGUUGUCUACAGGCCUUUCGAGCUCUUUCCACCAAACAGCCAGAACGACAUAAAGUUGUGGGACCACUUUGGAUAUCCUAAAAAUGAAGAGGGCGUUCUCCAAGAGGAUGGAGCUCCUAUCUGUAAAAUCUGCCUUCGGAAACUCAUGAAAGCUUCAGGGGACGGGACCCCAACAACUAACAUGCUGAGGCACCUCCGGAAGAAACACCAGUCGGUGUUCGAUGAAGUUCAGGAGGCAAUCACAGCAUUGAGAACAGAGUGGGGUAUCGAGCCCCCAGAACUUCAUCCACCAACCCAGAACGUUACGUCUCCGGUCUGGGAAUAUUUCGGCUACUUAAAAGACGCAGAAGGGUCGGUGGUCUGUGACGACUACCCCAUCUGCAAACUGUGCCAACAGAAAGUGGCCUCCAAAGGCAGAUGUACCACAAACAUGUUUAAGCAUCUCAAGGAUUACCACAGACCCACCUACGAUGAGAUCAGGUCUGCAGUUACAAAUGAGUCGUUUGAGGAUGUUUGCUUGCCUACUGACCUCUUCCCUCCAAGUGGGCAGUAUAACCCCAAACUAUGGGAGCACUUUGGAUAUAGAAAGACUCCAGAGGGGAUCGUUGAGGAAGAUGGCGCUCCGAUCUGUAAACUCUGUGUUCGAAAAUUGGUCUCUAAGGGUGAAACUACAGCAAACAUGAUGCAGCACCUUAAGGAGAACCAUAACACUGUCUACAAUGAAGUACAGAGGGAAGUUAACCCAUUUACAAUAGGAGGAGCCACUGAUCUCCCAGAUCUUCACCCACCAGAACAUAGAGUGAGGUCAGCUGUGUGGAAGUAUUUUGGCUACCUCAGAGACACGGAGGGUCCAGCAGACUGCGCCGGAUACCCGAUCUGCAAAAUUUGCCUUUCAAAAGUGUCAAACAAAGGAAAAGUGACGGCAAAUAUGACUGCACAUCUGAAGGACCAGCACAGAACUUUCUAUGAUGAGCUCAAGAUUCCAGAAAAAAGAGAAAAGGUGGUCAGUGCUGAGGAACUGCCAGAACUUUUCCCACCAAACAAGCGCCCGAUUCCUCCGAUAUGGGAGUAUUUUGGACUCCCCAAGAAUGACGAAGGGGUUGUGGAGGAGAAUGGAUGCCCAGUUUGCAAAAUAUGUGGCAGAAAGGUUUCCAGUCAGGACGGAAGGAGGAUGAUUAGACAUUUGCAGUUCUGCCAUUUUACUAUGUAUGAAGAAUUCAAGAAGAAAACUGUUCACGUCAAUCAUACGAAUUUGAAGGCAAACAGAAGAUCAAAGUUGGGUCUACAAGGAGGAAACGAACCUGCAGAACUCUGCCCCCCAUCAAAGCAAGUUAGAUCCUUCGUUUGGGAAUAUUUUGGCUAUCCGAAAAACCCCGACGGAACCAUUAACGUGGACGGUCGCCCGGUCUGCAAGACCUGCUUCCGCAAAGUAUCCAGCCAAGGAGGAAACACCACGAACAUGCUCAAACACUUGGAGGAUAAGCACGGGUUUAGUCAGUAGCUCAGAGAGAAAUCUGCAGAGUGGACAAAGUUGUAUGAAAACUGUUCCAAGGAAAUGUGCAUGUAAACGACUGUACCUUAAGCUCUUUUUAUAUUGUAUGUUUGUUUGCUUGUUUUUUUUUUUUUUUCCUUUUCUUUUUUUUUU
Molecule: messenger RNA, 6631 nt
Organism: Astyanax mexicanus (Mexican tetra)
Lineage: Eukaryota; Metazoa; Chordata; Actinopteri; Characiformes; Acestrorhamphidae
Exons: 23
Coding region: 260-6487 (2075 amino acids)
Molecular function (GO): DNA binding
Source: RefSeq, a predicted model, not a curated record